This is a messenger RNA of Trichechus manatus latirostris (Florida manatee), 372 nucleotides long. RefSeq lists its product as uncharacterized. The record is from RefSeq and is a predicted model, not a curated record. The coding region runs from base 1 to 372 and encodes 123 amino acids. NCBI's taxonomy places the organism in Eukaryota, Metazoa, Chordata, Mammalia, Sirenia, Trichechidae. The transcript is spliced from 2 exons.
AUGGCUGAACAAAAGAGUUUUGCAGGUUUUGACAUAGCUCAACAAAAUCAUUAUUACUGGUACUGGCAAAAGGUGAAGCGAGAAUUCCAGCCACACCAGAGUUAUCACUGUGGCCACUGGUAUGAGCGACAACAGGGCAGUCACCCUCUUUCUGGCUACAGUAACGGCUGUGAAUUGGGUGGAAAUGGAGACAGUCUUCAUUCCACGCUUGAGACCCCAGAACACCUAGCUGGGACUUCAGUUAUUAUCUGUGAGGGAACCACAGCUCUGGCUGAAAACCAAGAUGAAGAUCCACUAGAAGACAAUCCAAACCUUCACUUCAAUAUUGAGACAUUAAACACAGAGUUUAUCGUGAGAAGUGAGGAACUCUAG